AGUGCUGGGAUUACAGGCGUGCGCCACCAUGCCCAGCUUUAACCUCUUCUGUGGUUGCUCUUUAGGCUGGGAGCUGCCUCACUGCUCAGGCCUCUGGGCCUCCCCAGAAUGGGCCCCUCCUGAGGUCCUUCAAGACACUGAGAGACACCAAAAGAGAGUUAGAACUAUGUUUAACUUGGAGCAGCUGGAAGAGUUGGAGAAAGUGUUUGCAAAACAGCACAAUCUGGUGGGAAAGAAGAGAGCCCAGCUGGCAGCCCGGCUCCACCUUACAGAGAACCAGGUGAGGAUCUGGUUCCAAAACCGCAGGGUCAAGUAUCAGAAGCAGCAAAAGCUGAAACUGCCAGCCCUGUCUGCUGUAGCUGCCUCCCCAGAUGAGCCCUCCAGCAGCUCUGACAGCAGCAUCCAGAGUGAAGAUGCCCAGACAGGAGCUGACAGCUGAGGACUGGGACGGAAAUGAUCUGGGCUAGUUCUUCCUGGUGGCACCCAUUGGACUUACCUGCCCUGCA
Fukomys damarensis (Damara mole-rat) is the source of this 506-nucleotide messenger RNA. It is a transcript of the gene Noto, whose product is annotated as notochord homeobox. The record is from RefSeq and is a predicted model, not a curated record. The coding region runs from base 29 to 439 and encodes 136 amino acids. The transcript is spliced from 2 exons. Gene Ontology annotation, molecular function: DNA binding. Gene Ontology annotation, biological process: central nervous system development; neuron differentiation. Lineage: Eukaryota; Metazoa; Chordata; Mammalia; Rodentia; Bathyergidae.